CAGCCGACGUGCCGAUGUCGUCGUGAGCGUGAAACGGAAUGACAAGUAAAUCCUUGAUGACUAAAUCCCAAAUGAAAUGCAUUAAGUGCCAGCGAAAUGUCAGACAGAAGAAGAUGUUGCGUGUUGUCGUGCCGGUUUGCGACCCAACCUAUAGUCGAAGGCGUUCGCUUGUUUGGACUCCCAAAAGACCAGAUACAACAAACACAGUGGCGUCAAUGGAUAAAUAUUCAAAACAAACAAGAGUGUAACACCAAGAAUAUCUUCAUUUGCAGCAAUCAUUUCUUAGCUGAAGAAAAGGGAAACAGAAAACUUAAAAGAGGAGCAGUGCCUUCCAUUUCAGUAAAUGACAAUGGUGCUGAGGAACACCACCAGCAAGUUGAAAAUCACGGACAAGAGCUACAAGUGGAGUGUGUUGCAGAGCAAGUCUACCAGCAAACUGAAGAAAAUCAAGGACAAGAACAAGCAGUAGAAUGUGUUAAUGUGCAACCCAUCCAAUAUUUUCAACUUCAUCAGAGUGGGGUUUAUACUGCAACUGAGAAUAUUCAUCAGCUCGAAAGAAAUCAACAUCAGCACGAAACAAACCAACCACCAAUAGUCACAGCACAACCUGACCAAUAUAACCAAUAUGCAUUUUCAAGUGUUGUAGAAAUAGAUAUGAAUCAACCUGAUGCUUGUUCUAUUUUGGCUGAAACUGGGUCCUUCAAUUUAGAUACAUUGUUUGAUGAACCUGAAGGUUAUUCGAUUUUGACUGAAACUGGAUCUUUCAAUUUAGAUACAUUAUUUGACGAAGAAAACAACAAUGUUUUUGAAAGGGGAAACUUUGUUCAGGAACAGAUAUGUCCAACACUCGACAAUGGUAAUAACUUAACUUCAGUUAUUUCUAUCCCUGACGAUAGAUCUAAUGCAAGAAAUGAUGUUUUAUGUAGGAGAACCAAUCAAGUUGAGGUCCCUCCAAAUAAAUUAAAAACUAAUACUUCUCGGAAGUGUUUUGCUGAAAACUGUUCCAACUCCAACAGACAAACAGUGCACACUUUUCCAGCUAUUGUUAUCAAUGGACAAAUCAAUCAUGAAAACUUAAAUAGAUGUAAGCUAUGGAUCAAGAACAGUGGCAAUAUUGAGUUGCUGAACCAGUAUUCGUCUAAAUUGCAUGGCAAGCAUGGGCUGUGCAGUGAUCAUUUUGACAGUUCACAGUAUUACAAUCCUCAAACCAGAAAGAGGUUGCUAUCAAAAGCAGUUCCCACACUUUACUUCAGCUUGCCUAUAUCUGAUAACGACAUGAUUCGUUUUCCAAAGUGGGGACCAGAUGAUAUUUUUGCAGAUAUGACUGCAAAUGAUAUAGAAAAUGGUACAAAUGAAUCUCAUGUUGAAAAUGACCAGCAGCAAAACAACCAUGAUACAAAUGAACAGUGUUUUAGACCUGAUGAGUACCAAAAUAAAUUUGAAAAUAUAUUACACACAUUGGAAUGGAGAACUUGCAACUCUUGCAAGGAAAAAUUUUUUACCAAGAAGAGUUCCAAAAAGCAAUGCAGUCAUUCUAAACCAAUAUGUUCGGCACUUUCAUCAGAAAAUGGAUUUGACCCAGGAGAUUCAAAACAGCUUUACCAUAAAUUAAAAUAUCUCAGUAUCAGUGCCUUAAACAUAUUCAUGUCUUUCUUUUACAUUUUUGCGUGUUGAAGUUUCUAUACUGUUUGUGUCAUAUCUAAAAUUUUAACGUAUUUCAUUUUUAAAAUCAAACCUUUUGUAACUUAUAUUGACGCAUGUCUUCACUGAUUAAAAACCUACUAUAUUAGCAGUUUUUGUUAUUCACAAAAAAAAAGGGAAAAUAUGUUACAUUUAUCCUUCUUACAUUUCUGUAGAAGAACAGAAAUAUAAGAUAUCACAGCCAAAACCCUAUC
Molecule: messenger RNA, 1895 nt
Organism: Thrips palmi
Lineage: Eukaryota; Metazoa; Arthropoda; Insecta; Thysanoptera; Thripidae
Exons: 8
Coding region: 97-1674 (525 amino acids)
Molecular function (GO): sequence-specific DNA binding
Source: RefSeq, a predicted model, not a curated record